Molecule: messenger RNA, 6243 nt
Organism: Aedes albopictus (Asian tiger mosquito)
Lineage: Eukaryota; Metazoa; Arthropoda; Insecta; Diptera; Culicidae
Product: myosin heavy chain, muscle-like
Exons: 15
Coding region: 188-6010 (1940 amino acids)
Biological process (GO): sarcomere organization; muscle contraction
Cellular component (GO): myosin II complex; cytoplasm; myosin filament
Molecular function (GO): actin filament binding; ATP binding; microfilament motor activity
Source: RefSeq, a predicted model, not a curated record
AUGUGUCAUCCUAUACAUAGGAUCGGUAAUUUUAUUGCGACGUAUAAAACCGCCGGAAAAACGUAUCCACUGAUUAGACCAUCUUUCGAACUCGAGCACGUAGGCAUCUACGAGCCCAAAUCAUCCUUCAACGAAUCCGGUUUAGUGAUCCUCCCAUAGUCCCCAACUAACCUGGAACCAGCUCAAGAUGCCUAAGCCAGUGGUACAGGUUGGUGGCGACCCCGAUCCCUCCGAAUGGCUCUUCAUUUCGGAGGAGAUGAAACGUGCCGAUCAGAGCAAGCCUUACGACGCCAAGAAGGCCUGCUGGGUUCCCGAUGAGGCCGAGGGCUACCUGCUUGGUGAAAUCAAAGCCACCAAGGGUGAGCUGGUUACGGUUGCGCUGCCCGGCGGCGAGACCAAGGAUUUCAAGAAGGAUCUGGUUGGCCAGGUGAAUCCUCCAAAGUACGAAAAAUGUGAAGAUAUGUCGAAUUUAACCUACCUCAACGAUGCCUCCGUGCUGCAUAACUUGAGAGAACGAUACAGGGCUAGGCUGAUUUAUACCUACUCCGGACUGUUCUGCAUUGUGAUCAACCCGUACAAACGUUGGCCGCUGUACACGUUGCGUGUCGCCAAAAUGUACCGCGGCAAGCGCCGUAAUGAAGUUCCGCCCCAUCUGUUUGCCAUUUCUGACGGUGCCUACGUGAACAUGCUGACCAACAAGGAAAACCAAUCGAUGUUGAUUACCGGCGAGUCUGGUGCAGGAAAAACUGAAAACACCAAGAAGGUCAUUGCGUACUUUGCCACCAUCGGUGCGAGCAAAAAGGAUACCGAAGGCAAGCCCUCCCUGGAGGAUCAGGUCGUCCAGACCAAUCCCGUACUGGAGGCCUACGGUAACGCAAAGACCGUCCGUAAUGAUAACUCGUCGCGUUUCGGUAAAUUCAUUCGCAUUCACUUCACUGCUUCCGGUAAACUGGCUGGUGCCGAUAUUGAGACAUAUUUGCUAGAAAAGGCUCGUGUAAUUUCCCAGCAAACCUUGGAACGGUCAUAUCACAUUUUCUACCAGAUGAUGUCCGGAUCAGUCAAGGGCUUAAAAGAAAUGUGCUUCCUGUCGAAUGACAUCUACGACUAUCACAACGUUGCCCAGGGUAAAGUCACUAUUCCGAAUGUCGAUGACGGUGAGGAAUGUAGACUGACCGACGAAGCCUUCGAUAUCCUCGGUUUCACCCAGGACGAAAAGGACAACAUCUACAGAAUUACCUCCGCUGUUAUGCACAUGGGUGGUAUGAAGUUCAAGCAGAAGGGUCGCGAAGAGCAGGCGGAAGCGGACGGUAUCGAGGAAGGUGACCGGGUUGCCAAGCUGUUGGGUUGCGUUACGGAUGAUCUGUACAAGAACUUGCUCAAGCCCAGGAUCAAGGUCGGCACGGAGUACGUCACCAAGGGUCAGAACAAGGACCAGGUCUACAAUGCCGUCGGUGCCCUUUGCAAGGGUAUUUUCGAUCGUCUGUUCAAGUGGCUGGUCAAGAAGUGUAACGAAACGCUGGACACCAAGCAGAAGCGUGCCCAGUUCAUCGGUGUGCUGGAUAUUGCCGGGUUCGAGAUUUUCGAUUUCAACGGCUUCGAACAGCUCUGUAUUAACUUCACCAACGAGAAAUUGCAACAGUUCUUCAACCAUCACAUGUUCGUCCUGGAACAGGAAGAAUACAAGAAGGAAGGUAUCAACUGGGCUUUCAUUGAUUUCGGUAUGGACUUGCUGGCUUGUAUUGAAUUGAUUGAAAAGCCUAUGGGUAUCCUAUCCAUUCUUGAGGAAGAAUCUAUGUUCCCGAAAGCCACCGAUCAAACCUUUGCCGAGAAGCUGAUGAACAACCAUCUGGGCAAGUCUCCCCCAUUCAUGAAGCCCCGACCACCGAAGCCAGGCAUUCCGGCCGGCCAUUUUGCUAUCGGCCAUUAUGCCGGUGUCGUAUCCUACAACAUCACGGGCUGGCUUGAGAAGAACAAGGAUCCGCUGAACGACACCGUUGUCGAACAGUUCAAGAAGGGUGAAAACGCACUGCUGGUGGAAAUCUUCACGGAAGGUGUACCGGUCGCUGCCGAAGGAGGUCCACCAGCCAAAGGUGGUGGCCGUGGUAAGAAGGGUGCCGCUUUUGCGACCGUGUCUUCGGCCUACAAGGAACAGCUGAACAACUUGAUGAACACGCUGAUGUCAACCUCCCCUCACUUUGUGCGUUGUAUCAUUCCCAAUGAAUUGAAGCAGACCGGUCUCAUUGAUGCUAAAUUGGUUAUGCACCAGCUGACCUGUAACGGUGUGCUUGAAGGCAUUCGUAUUUGUCGUAAGGGAUUCCCCAACAGGAUGAUGUACUCCGAUUUCAAGCAGCGUUACCUCAUCUUGGCUCCAGCUGCCAUGCAGGCUGAAGCGGAACCAAAGAAAGCUGCCGAAAAAUGUUUCGAAGCCAUUCAGUUGGAUCCAGAUUCCUAUCGUAUUGGACAUACAAAGGUAUUCUUCCGCGCCGGUGUCCUGGGUCAGAUGGAGGACUUCCGUGACCAGCGUCUGUCCAAGAUUAUGUCCUGGUUGCAGUCCUGGUGCCGUGGCUAUCUGUGCCGCAUAGAGUUCAAGAAAAUGCAAUCGCAACGCGUCGCACUGGAAGUCGUACAGCGCAAUUUGCGCAAAUACCUCAAACUGCGUACCUGGGCAUGGUGGAAACUGUGGCAGAAGGUGAAGCCUCUGCUGAACGUUUCCCGCGUUGAGGAUCAGAUUGCUAAACUCGAAGAGAAGGCCCAGAAAGCCACGGAAGCGUUUGAGAAGGAAGAGAAACUCCGCAAGGAACUCGAGGCCAUGAACAGUAAACUCUUGGCAGAAAAGACUGCCCUGUUGGAUUCCCUGUCUGGUGAAAAGGGAGCCCUACAGGAGUACCAAGAAAAGGCAGCCAAACUGACCGCGCAGAAGAACGACCUCGAGAACCAACUGCGAGAUACUCAGGAACGCUUGGCACAGGAAGAGGACGCCCGUAACCAACUCUUCCAGACCAAGAAGAAACUUGAGCAGGAAAUUUCCGGCCAAAAGAAGGAUGCCGAAGACCUUGAGCUGCAGAUUCAGAAGAUCGAGCAGGACAAGGCUUCCAAGGAUCACCAAAUCCGGAACUUGAACGAUGAAAUCGCUCACCAGGAUGAACUGAUCAACAAGCUGAACAAGGAAAAGAAGAUGCAAGGUGAAGUGAACCAGAAAACUGCAGAAGAACUACAGGCCGCGGAAGACAAAGUCAACCAUUUGAACAAAGUUAAGGCCAAGCUGGAACAAACCCUCGAUGAACUGGAAGACUCUCUGGAACGCGAGAAGAAACUACGUGGUGAUGUCGACAAGGCUAAGCGUAAAGUUGAAGGUGACCUCAAGUUGACCCAAGAGGCCGUUUCCGAUCUUGAGCGCAGCAAGAAAGAGAUGGACCAAACCAUCAUGCGCAAGGAUAAGGAAAUCUCCGCGCUGUCUGCCAAGCUAGAAGAUGAACAAAAUCUGGUCGGCAAACUGCAAAAACAAAUCAAGGAAUUGCAGGGUCGCAUCGAAGAGCUCGAAGAAGAGGUGGAAGCCGAACGUCAAGCACGUGCCAAGGCUGAGAAGCAACGUGCAGAUUUGGCACGAGAACUUGAAGAACUGGGUGAACGUCUGGAGGAAGCCGGUGGCGCUACUUCAGCUCAGAUCGAACUGAACAAGAAACGUGAAGCCGAACUUGCCAAGUUGCGUCGUGAUUUGGAGGAAGCGAACAUACAGCAUGAGGGUACCUUGGCCAACCUGCGUAAGAAGCAUAACGAUGCGGUUGCCGAAAUGGCGGAACAGGUGGAUCAGUUGAACAAACUGAAAACGAAAGCGGAACACGACCGUGCCAACAUGUACAACGAGCUGAACAACACUCGAUCUGCCUGUGAUCAGCUAUCACGUGAAAAGGCCGCCCAAGAAAAGAUUGCCAAGCAACUGCAGCACACACUGAACGAAGUACAAGGCAAGCUAGACGAAACCAAUCGUACUCUCAAUGACUUUGAUGCCGCCAAGAAGAAGCUUUCGAUCGAAAACUCUGACUUACUCCGUCAACUGGAGGACGCCGAAUCGCAAGUCUCGCAACUGAGCAAGAUCAAGAUUUCGCUUACGCAGCAGCUCGAGGACACCAAGCGCUUGGCCGAUGAAGAAGCUCGUGAACGUGCCACCCUUCUUGGUAAGUUCCGAAACUUGGAACAUGAUCUGGACAAUCUCCGCGAACAGGUUGAGGAAGAAGCGGAAGGCAAGGGAGAUAUCCAACGGCAGCUCAGCAAAUCUAACGCUGAAGCGCAGUUGUGGCGCAGCAAGUACGAAUCCGAAGGAGUUGCCCGUGCAGAAGAGUUGGAGGAAGCUAAGAGGAAACUUCAAGCUCGUCUUGCCGAAGCUGAGGAAACUAUUGAAUCUCUCAAUCAGAAGUGUGUUGCUUUGGAGAAGACUAAGCAGCGCCUAUCUACUGAAGUAGAGGACCUGCAGCUUGAGGUUGACCGAGCAUCAUCGAUAGCGAAUGCCGCCGAAAAGAAACAGAAAGCAUUUGAUAAGAUCAUCGGCGAGUGGAAGCUGAAGGUUGACGAUCUGGCUGCUGAAUUGGAUGCAUCCCAAAAAGAAUGCCGAAACUAUUCCACGGAACUGUUCCGACUCAAAGGUGCUUACGAAGAAGGUCAAGAGCAACUUGAAGCUGUACGCCGAGAAAACAAGAACUUGGCUGAUGAAGUCAAGGAUCUGUUGGACCAAAUCGGCGAGGGAGGCCGAAACAUUCAUGAGAUUGAAAAGUCUCGUAAACGGUUAGAAGCCGAGAAGGAUGAACUACAGGCGGCUCUGGAAGAAGCCGAAGCCGCGCUAGAGCAGGAAGAAAACAAGGUUCUGCGGGCGCAAUUGGAAUUGUCUCAGGUUCGUCAGGAAAUUGACAGACGUAUUCAAGAGAAGGAAGAAGAGUUCGAAAAUACGCGCAAGAACCACCAGCGAGCCCUCGAUUCCAUGCAAGCAUCGCUAGAAGCUGAAGCCAAGGGCAAGGCUGAAGCUUUGCGUAUGAAGAAGAAAUUGGAAGCUGAUAUUAAUGAGCUUGAAAUUGCUUUGGAUCAUGCAAAUAAGGCUAAUGCAGAGGCACAAAAGAACAUCAAACGUUAUCAACAGCAACUGAAGGACCUACAGGGUGCUCUUGAAGAGGAACAGAGGGCACGCGAUGAUGCUCGAGAACAGCUUGGAAUCUCAGAGCGCCGUGCCAAUGCUCUGCAAAACGAGCUGGAAGAAUCGCGAACAUUGCUGGAACAGGCUGAUCGAGGCCGUCGCCAAGCAGAACAGGAACUCAGCGACGCGCACGAGCAGCUGAACGAAGUAUCAGCGCAAAACGCAUCGAUCGGUGCCGCCAAGAGAAAACUUGAGUCUGAACUGCAAACGUUACACUCCGAUCUCGAUGAGCUGUUGAACGAAGCUAAGAAUUCUGAAGAAAAGGCCAAAAAGGCUAUGGUUGAUGCUGCUCGCUUGGCUGAUGAACUAAGAGCAGAGCAAGAUCAUGCGCAAACUCAAGAAAAACUACGCAAAGCCCUCGAACAGCAGAUCAAGGAACUCCAAGUGCGGUUAGAUGACGCGGAAACGAACGCUUUGAAGGGAGGAAAGAAGGCUAUUCAGAAACUGGAACAGCGUGUGCGCGAAAUUGAAUCUGAGCUGGACAGCGAACAAAGGAGGCACGCCGAUGCACAGAAGAACUUGAGGAAAUCGGAGCGCCGUAUUAAGGAGCUCACCUUCCAAUCGGAGGAGGACCGCAAGAACCACGAACGAAUGCAGGAUCUCGUCGACAAAUUACAGCAGAAGAUCAAAACAUACAAGAGGCAGAUUGAGGAAGCUGAGGAAAUUGCCGCAUUAAAUCUCGCUAAAUUCCGCAAGGCUCAGCAGGAACUGGAAGAAGCAGAAGAGCGAGCUGACAUCGCCGAACAGGCAGCGACAAAGUUCCGCUCAAAAGGAGCACGGGGAGGCUCGGCGCAGCGGGGUGGAAGUCCAGCAUUAAGCACAGUAUAAAUGUCAGUGGUACGUCAGACCAACUUUUCUAUCGUCAGCAGACGUAUGUAGCAGCAUUAAUGCAAAACCAAUUGCAUAGUAUGAAGAUUCCGUUUUUUUACGAUGAGCUAAUUUUAGGAUGGCAGGAUACAUUGAGCGACGAAACAAUAUCUAUUUAUUAGAUAUAAAGUAAAAACAUUUAUGAUUAGUUUUAUAAAUAACAAGAUGCGAAUAUAUAAGAGACGUGCAAAUUA